Messenger RNA from Colletotrichum tamarilloi, 1755 nucleotides. Its product is annotated as FAD binding domain-containing protein. The transcript is spliced from 2 exons. NCBI's taxonomy places the organism in Eukaryota, Fungi, Ascomycota, Sordariomycetes, Glomerellales, Glomerellaceae. The record is from RefSeq and is a predicted model, not a curated record. Gene Ontology annotation, molecular function: FAD binding; oxidoreductase activity. Bases 1 to 1755 code for a protein of 584 amino acids.
AUGGCUUCUCGACUGUCAGCGAUACUUUUGUACGCUCUGGUGGCUUCAGCAGACAUCGCAUCGGCUCGUUGCAAAGUAUAUCCAGGUGACAUCUCCUGGCCCUCUGACGAAGCUUGGGCGGCUCUCAAUGAACGGGUAGAAAACCGCCUCCUUAAGCCACGACCGCAGGCAGCAGCAUGCUACAGUGGCGCCGAGUACGAUGAGGCCGCCUGUGCCAGCAUGACGGCCACUUGGACGAACUCCUACACCCACCUUGAUGACCCUAUCGAAAUGUUCUCGCCCGUCUAUCAGGGUCUCACGUGUUUGCCACCCAACAUUUACGACUCUGGCAACUGUACCAUGGGUGGAUUCCCGUGGUACGUAAUUAAUGCCACUUCUGCCAAGCACGUACAAGAAGGCGUUAAGUUUGCCAAAGAGACGGGUGUGAGACUGGUAGUCAAGAAUACAGGACAUGACUUCUCAGGCAAAUCGGGUGGUGGAGAGUCAUUGAGUAUAUGGACACAUCACCUGAAAAGCAUUGAAUUCAUCGAGAAUAUUAUCGACGAUACCGAGGGAUACUCUGGUCCUGCUUUCAAAUGUGGCACCGGUGUUCAAGCUUUCGAGAUAUACAAGGUGGCGUCUGAAUACGGUAGAGUUGUUGUUGGUGGCGAAGGACAGACUGUUGGGGUGAUGGGAGGGUACAUACAGGGUGGAGGCCAUUCUCCCCUGAGUUCGAUAUAUGGUACUGGGGCAGACCAAGCCCUGGCCUUCGAGGUCGUGACAGCGGACGGAGACCUUGUGACUGCAGACCACAGCCAAAAUGCUGAUCUAUUUUGGGCGCUUCGAGGUGGUGGUGGCUCGACCUUUGCUGUAGCAAUCUCGGUCACAGUCAAGGCCUUUCCAGACGUUCCCACAACUGCCUCGGCGUUCAAAUUCUCUACGGCGGACGGUCUGUCCAACGAGACUUUUUGGAGUGGUGUACGCAGCUACUUCGACUCUUUUAUUCACAACGCCGACAAUGGCACGUACUCGUACUUCCUCUUGUUGCACAACAACCCAAGCCCUGGGAAUUUUCUCUUCCAGAUGACGCCCUUCUUCGCACCCAACAAGACAGCAAAGGAAGUGACCAGUUUGCUAGACCCAUGGUUCACCAAGCUCCACGAUCUCGGGAUUAGGUUCGAACCUAAUAUCACAGAAUACCAAAGCUUCUAUCCUGCCUGGAAAGACUUCUUCCCGCUCGAGGUAGUCGAGAAGGUAAACGUUCAAAGCGGUUCGCGUCUCUUUCCCCGCAAGAAUUUCGAAAGCGAAGAGCUGAAGCAGGCCACUUUUGAAGCUAUCCGCACAUCCCUCGAGACUAAUCACGUCUUUGUUGGAUUCAACAUCAAGGCCAUCAGUCCCGAUGACCCAGACAACGCUGUCAACCCAGCCUGGCGCGAGAAUAUCUUGUUCGCUCUCCAGUCCGUCAGGUGGUCCAUAAAUGCCACCGCGGAGGAAAUUUUAGAAGCCCGCAAAGGUUUCACUUUCGGAGAUAUGCAGCGGUGGAGAGAUGUCUCUCCAGGUGCUGGCUCAUACCUUGCUGAGUCGGACAGGAUGGAGCCGAAUUUCCAACAGUCGUUCUAUGGCGACAGCAAAUACCCUCGGUUGCUGGAGCUGAAACGUAGAUGGGACCCUGAGGAUGUUUUCUAUGCUGCGACUGCUGUCGGUAGUGAGUUCUGGGAAGUUGUCACCGAAAAUAAGCUCCCCCACGAGAAUGGAAGACUGUGCCGGGUGGUUUGA